CAUGGGAAUUCUUUUGGCCAAAUAAAGAGGUUCCGUUGUUGAUUCGAUAUAUUGAGGAUAAUAAUCGUGUUUCUGUUAUACAAAAUAAAGAUAUGUUUAAACGCAAAAUUACAGUAAACAUAGUUGAUGAUGAUAAAAAGCCUCAAACCAAAACCUAUACCGUAUUUGUUACGAAUUCACCACUAUGGCAAUCUGCUUUCGGACAUUCUUUGGCAAAUGUUGAUGGAUCCGAUUUCGGCAUGGUAUUUAAUUAUGAUGGAACCUUAAAACGGUAUAUCAUCAGCUUAAGAAGCACAGAUAAACAAGCUGAUGUUGCUCAAGUUGCAAAAGCAUUUGGUGGUGGUGGCCAUAGGAAUGCAUCUGGAUUUGUUUGGGAUAAACCAAUUGAAGAUUUAUUCGAUCCUGAAGAACAAUAA
This is a messenger RNA of Racocetra fulgida, 416 nucleotides long. The record is from the annotation of a GenBank genome assembly. Lineage: Eukaryota; Fungi; Glomeromycota; Glomeromycetes; Diversisporales; Gigasporaceae.